AGUACAGCUAGAGCAGAGCGACAGCAAACAGACAGACGCUUCACACGCAGCAGCCAAAGCUGAUCAAUUCGCUCAGGGAAUAAAUAUCUGCAAACCGCGCGGCUCUUUCUUCUUAUUAAGGAAUACGCCACUUGGUCGUGGACGCAUGUGAGAGCGCACAUGCUUAUGUGGGACUUACACACCAUGGUUCUGCUACAAGAGCGACUGUCUGUGCCUGCGCUUCUGUGACCACAGAGAAAGUCUUUGGAUCUCCUUGUGAGCGCUGCUACUUCUUCUUUUCUUCCAUAAACGACACAUUGCUGGAAAUAUUCUCCGAAUGGUGACCCUGGACUGGACUACCUGUUUUCAGCUGCUCUGCUCCACGCGAGGGGAAAGGACUGGGUGACUUGAGCGCACUGCCUUCUCUCUGGUUUAAGCAGGCACGUUUUGGAGUUCGCAGAAAAAAAAAAGGGAGACGAUUUAUUCACACAUUUAUGCAAAGGAGUGUUAUUUUCACCGAGCGCACACCUGGUCGCGUUUUGGUGAAUGGGAGGUGAAUAGUUCCUGUGGGUUUGACACCGCUGGGACCAGGACUGGGACUGGGACGGGACAGGAGGACUGGGUGCGUGGAGUGUCGCCCAGGAUUGUAGGCUAUUCCCUCCUCUCUCCCUAUCGUGGGUCUAUUUACAUGUCCGACCUGAACGCUUUAUGACAAUGGAUUACUUUCUGCUGUUAUGCAGCCUCUUGCUGCCUGUGGUGUCCGCCGUCGAAGAGACGCUUAUGGACACGAAGUGGGCCACGACAGAAUUAGCCUGGACUGCACACCCUGAGAGUGGGUGGGAAGAGGUGAGUGGCUACGAUGACGCCAUGAACCCCAUUCGGACUUAUCAAGUCUGCAAUGUACGAGAGAUGAACCAGAAUAACUGGCUACGUAGUGACUUUAUCCCACGAAAGGAUGUACUACGAGUAUACGUGGAGAUGAAAUUCACAGUACGUGACUGCAACAGCAUUCCAAACAUCCCAGGUUCCUGCAAAGAGACCUUCAACCUGUUCUACUACGAGUCGGACUCAGACUCGGCCACAGCAACCAGUCCUUUCUGGAUGGAGAACCCUUAUGUGAAGGUGGACACUAUUGCCCCAGAUGAGAGCUUUUCUAUGCUCGAGUCUGGUCGAGUAAACACGAAAGUGAGAAGUUUCGGGCCGUUGUCCAAAGCUGGGUUCUACUUGGCCUUCCAGGACCUUGGUGCUUGUAUGUCCCUUAUCUCGGUAAGGGUUUUUUACAAGAAGUGUUCCACCACUAUUGCCAAUUUUGCAGUUUUCCCAGAGACAGCGACUGGGGCUGAGGCAACGUCCUUGGUCAUUGCGCCUGGAACAUGUGUCCCCAAUGCUCUGGAGGUGUCUGUUCCACUAAAGCUUUAUUGCAACGGAGAUGGCGAGUGGAUGGUUCCCGUAGGGGCUUGCACGUGCUCAGCUGGUUUUGAACCAGCCAUGAAGGAUACACAAUGUCAAGCUUGCAGCCCUGGCACCUUCAAGUCCAAACAGGGAGACGGCUUCUGCCUGCCAUGUCCAGCCAACAGCCGUGCCAGCUCAGGGGCAUCAAGUGUCUGCUCCUGUCGAAACGGUUACUACCGCUCUGACACUGAUUCUCCAGACUCCCCUUGCACCACUGUUCCCUCUGCACCACGCAGUGUCAUCUCCAGCGUGAAUGAAACCUCGCUCGUACUGGAAUGGAGUGAGCCACGUGACCUAGGCGGCCGGGAAGACAUCUUUUACAAUGUCAUCUGUAAGAAGUGCCUGCCAGAGAGGGGGAUGUGCUCAAGGUGCGACGACAACGUCGACAUCUCGCCGCGCCACUUGGGCCUGACCCAGCGCAGGGUGGCAGUCCGUAACCUACAAGCCCACACUCAGUACAGCUUCGAGAUCCAAGCAGUGAAUGGUGUCUCCAACAAGAGCCCGUACACACCCCAGUUCUCGACAGUGAACAUCACCACGAAUCAAGCAGCUCCAUCCGCAGUGCCCACAGUCCACCUGAUGGCAGCCACGGCGAGCACCAUGAGCCUGUCCUGGCUACCCCCAGAGAAACCCAACGGCAUCAUUCUGGAUUAUGAGAUUAAAUACCAUGAGAAGGUGAGUGGCAAUGAUCAGGGUGAAGCCAUUGCUCACACCAUGACUGCCCAAAGAAGCAACGCCCGCAUCGAAGGUCUCAAGGCUGGUACUCCUUAUGUGGUGCAGGUCCGUGCCCGAACUGUGGCCGGUUACGGCCGUUACAGCAGCCCAGCAGACUUCAGCACCAACCUGCAAACUGACCCUCCAAAGCCAUGGCAGGAGCAGUUGCCACUCAUUGUUGGAUCAGCCACCACCAUCUUGGUCUUCAUCAUCGCAGUUGUGGUCAUAGCUAUUGUCUGCCUCAGAAAGCAGAGAAACGGCUCAGAGUCUGAGUACACAGAGAAACUGCAGCAGUACAAAUCCCCUAUAGUAACGCCGGGAAUGAAGGUCUACAUUGACCCCUUCACCUACGAGGACCCCAAUGAGGCAGUGCGCGAGUUUGCCAAGGAGAUAGACGUGUCCUGCGUGAAGAUCGAGGAGGUCAUUGGCGCAGGUAACCCACCAAAGCUCCUGAGCUACAGGGGGAAGACUGCUAGUCACCUCCAGGCCAUACCGUUAGAGGACUUCACACCAAGCGGAGAGUUUGGGGAGGUGUGUCGUGGUCGCCUAAAGCUUCCCGGGCGCAGAGAGAUCAUCGUAGCCAUAAAGACUCUCAAGGUGGGCUACACUGAUCGCCAGAGGCGGGACUUCUUGUCUGAGGCUUCCAUCAUGGGUCAGUUUGACCACCCCAACAUCAUCCGCCUGGAAGGUGUGGUAACAAAGAGUCGGCCUGUCAUGAUUGUGACAGAGUUCAUGGAAAAUGGAGCACUGGACUCUUUCUUAAGGCUCAAUGACGGGCAGUUCACAGUGAUCCAGCUGGUUGGCAUGCUGCGCGGCAUCGCAGCAGGUAUGAAGUACCUGUCAGACAUGAACUACGUGCACCGAGACUUGGCAGCCCGAAACAUCUUAGUCAACAGUAAUCUGGUGUGCAAGGUGUCUGAUUUCGGCCUAUCUCGUUUCCUCGAGGAUGACCCCACAGACCCCACUUACACCAGCUCCCUGGGAGGAAAGAUCCCCAUCCGCUGGACAGCUCCCGAGGCGAUUGCCUACAGGAAGUUCACCUCAGCCAGCGAUGUGUGGAGCUAUGGUAUCGUCAUGUGGGAAGUGAUGUCGUACGGCGAACGGCCGUACUGGGACAUGAGCAAUCAAGAUGUGAUAAAUGCGGUGGAGCAGGACUACCGACUGCCCCCACCCAUGGACUGCCCCACGGCGCUGCACCAGCUCAUGUUGGACUGCUGGGUGAAGGAGAGGAAUCUGCGACCAAAAUUCACCCAGAUUGUGGCCACGCUGGAUAAGCUUAUUCGUAAUGCUGCCAGCCUUAAGGUGGUCACCAACAGCACACAGUCCACUGGGGUAUCCCAGCCCUUGCUUGACCGCUGUGUACCAGACUAUACCACUUUCACCACUGUGGGGGACUGGCUGGACGCCAUCAAGAUGAGCCGCUACCGUGACAACUUCGUCAACGCCGGAUUUGCUUCCUUUGACCUGGUGGCCCAGAUGACAGCAGAAGACUUGCUGCGGAUAGGGGUGACGUUGGCUGGCCAUCAGAAGAAGAUUCUUGGUAGCAUUCAGGACAUGAGACUACAGAUGAACCAAACACUUCCUGUCCAGGUGUGAGAGGCUGGACAAACACACCGACGCACUAGAAAUAUAAAGGACAACCAGACAGGAAAAAAGGGGGGAGGAACUGUGCCAGAGAGAGCCAUUGGAAAAACCCUAGCUGCCUGACCCAACUCUGCCAAUUAGAUGCUUUGAAACUGGCUUGCAGUGCCUCUGACUUUAAUUUUCGUUAUGUCACUACCACUUCCAUACCUGUUCCUGCUUUGUUUUUGUAAUUCAUCAUUGAUCUGUCACCAUCCAAUCAGAUUUUGUGUAUCUUUGAAAGGAAGAGGAGUUAGCCCCCCUGAUAUCCCAUCAUGCGUGCCACACCAGCUCUGGUGUAGGUUGCAUUUGCAUGCAUGUGUGUUUUUAGUGAGGUUGGCCUUAGCCCUGUAACUGAAGUGUCACCCUCUGAUCCUCAUGCACCUUCACCUCUCUACCCAGCUUUGAUGGACAAAGUGAGAAAUGGACACCCUGCUGUGAAAAAGUGGAGGUGUUUUGGACCCAGGGGACAUAGAGGACAGUCCUUUUCCUGAUUAUUUACCAUGCACAUGUGUGUCAUUCUCCAUCUUCAUAUUGAAGGUGUGUUAUCUAUAAUGGCACUUGCUGAUGAAGGGGGAGGAAGAAAAGACUGGCUGAGGUCUAAGGUCUGGAGGAUGACAGAGUUCAGAGGUGGGCAGCCAAAAUUUCUGGACGUUUAGGCUGCUGAGACCUCUUCAACCAUCUCUUGACCUGACGUGACUCAGGAUUGCUCCACAGCUUGGGAUCACCUUUUCAUCAACUGUGUUGUCACACAUAAAAAUGUUUUUUUUUUCUGUUUGUCCACACAGCAAUUUUUCCCUUCCUUUUUGGCUUUCUUACACUUUUUUUUUUUGGGGAGAUUUUGUGCUUUCAAAACGGCCGGUCAAACCUGAGAACCCCCCACUGGACACUUUCCUGUGAUGAAGUGGAGACAAGGACUGUGGCAACACUAGAGAAAGACCACUUGGCCUUUUUUUGUGUGUUUUUUUGUACGUGCGUGUGCGCAUGUGUGAGUGUAUCUGUGAUUCGGCGUGCUUGGAUGUGUGGGUGUGUCAAAGUUGCACACGAGUAUACUGUACAAUACGGCUUCCGCUGUUUGCCACCGUGGAGAAUUAACGCAUGAACUGAACCGUGUCAAGGAGCAAAUAUAUCUGAAACAAUUACGCUAUAUUCUGUGGACAACUGUUAAACCUUCUUUUUUACUGAAUCCAAAAAAUGAACUUAGGACGAACAUACAUAUAUAUAUAGAAUUAUAUAUAUAUGCAUCAUGCAGAAACAGAGAAACCCAGACGGACACCUUACUUUCUACUUACUAUUACCUGGAUUUAGAAAUAAUCAAAUUUCUUGUUUUAAUUUCUUGAUAUCCUGCCCUAUGUAUUUAUUUGUACCUCACCUUUAACCCCCUACCCAGCCCCCCCACAACCUACACCCAGAUGGACUGUCCCAUCUGGGAAUAUGGACUUGGAACAAUCAGAGGGAAGAGAGGAUUCACCCAAUGAAUUGAUGACUAUUAAACUAAAAGAAAUGGCAUAUAAAUUGGAUAUUGUAUUUUUGUUGUUGUUCUAAACAGCCUGUACAUGUUUUGUAACAAAAAUAUGAUAAAUAACAAAAGAAAAAAAUGGUGUUUUGACAAAAAAAUGGAAGUGCUGUUGUGAAAUGUUUGACUCAGAGUGAAAUUAACAGAAAGCAAAAUAGGAAGGGGGGAUUUUGAAAGAAGAGGAGAUUCACAUCACUUGUGUUAAAUUCUAAAUGUGUCGCCCUUUUGCUCCGUCCAUUGUUGUGAGUGUUUAAGAUUGUGUGCAUGUGACACCUUAAAUGGCUGUUAAGCUUCCAAAAUCCAUUCUCAUUCAACACACAGAGCAUUUGUAAGGCACUGAGCUGUUACAAAUAGUCUUCCAAGCACAUUGUUUUCAUCUUGAAAUGGUUGUUUCCCUGUAUUAUAAUUUUAUGUAAUAACCAUCUAAUGAUAGAACCUUCCCAACACAUCUUAUGGAGGACUGUUCAUGAAGCAGCCUAUCUGCCAAUCAUGAGAAAACCAUCUUUGCCUCCUUCAUCACACAAUCAAACCUGUCAGAAUAGAAACCUAUUGGUCUUUUUCUGUCAGGUUGAUUAAUGCAGCAGCCGAUCUGGCAUUGGGAGGAUAUGCGCAUGCAGCGAGCGCAGACAUACGGCAGUGCUGACCUAUCAUUAUCUCUCUUCAUUUCCUGUCUGGCCUGCAAUCAUCCUGUCUCAGCUUGGGCUGCUGCAUGAUUAGUACAGUGCAGGAUCAACAGCCUGGGCACACAGACAGACACAAAAUCUGCAGCCCCCCCCCUCAUCCUAAAUGAUAGCAGCUGCAUCUUGGAGACUAUGAUAUUUAGACUUCCCUAUGAGGUGGCGCAUUAAAAGAUGAUCUUCCAUGAAGUCCCCAUAUUGUUUGGGUUGGAGCUGAUCAAUGCAAUAUGUGAAUACUAUUAGUUAGAUGUGUAAUGAUAGCGUGAUGUUAGCAGCCAUGCAGUGUCUUCCCAUAUUACUUUUGUCAGCCUCUCUUAAGUCCCUUCAAAAGUCAUGGAGGAGAUUAUGCAAAACCACAAUGUGUUCCCCAUUUUAUCUUGUUUCAUCUUAUUCCACGUACACUCCUGCUUGUCCUCUGCAAAGGGUGUACUAACCUGGAACAGUUGCAGGACACCACUGAGUAAUUUUACCGUUGGAAACUCAAAGUAUUUCUUUAUUUUUCAUCAAAGUGUCAGUUUAGAUUUGAGCGAAUCUGUCAUAAUGCUGAAAGUGAUGAAAGUGCCUGUUAAAUGAGCAAAUGUUGCUUCAUAUUUUUCAGCAGAAUUAGUUUGUUUACCUCUAAAGAAAAACUGUAUUUUGAUUAGAAAACUCUGACUGCAAUUGGAGAUGGCAAAAAGAGCAGAAUUAAUGCAAUCAGAAGCUCGCUUUUACCCAAAGUCUCCCAGGAGUAUACAUUCACUUUUCCUGCACUCGGCUCAAUUAUUUAAUCAGUCGGUAAACUCCACUGUUGCAGAGUCGCACAUGACACCAAAAAAGACACAAUUGAUGAGCAUGAGAGUAAAGAAGGGGGGCAUAUGGGGAGCUAAACACAAUCAGAUGGCAGACAUUCCCACUCAUGAAAAAUGGCAGUGCUUUGGAGCUUGCAUGAACUAUUGAUGAGGUGCACAUGGCGCACUGGGGUCUGGAUUUGUGUUCACCAAAGUCAACCAGCCGUGAGUGAUGAGCUCGACUGGCACUGUUGCACAUUUUAAAACGAUUAAACUGCCACCACAUCAACUGCAAACCAUUUAUCUCCUUAGUGGAUUUUUCACACGUCCAUUGGUGUGUUUAAUUCUCAACAUUCACAGAGAGGACAGGAACACACUCUUUUUGUGUGUUUUUUUUCUUGCUCAUCUUUCUGCUGAAAUUAAGAUGGACUGUUAUGUUUGUGUGUGUGAGUGUAUGAAAUAAAAGGAUUGCCAUUUUAUACAGAAAUACUUUGAUUUGCAGAGUUCAGGCUUUGUCAAAUGUGGUUUUCUCUACGUGUGCCAACUAGAUUUAAACAAGCCCAACAUUCCUUUCUUCCCCUUUUUUACCAUCCUCUAAGAUCAUACAGACAAUACACCCCCUCCUCCCUAAAUACCCCUUUUACUUACACAACCUAACUUUUUUCAGUUAUCUGUUUUAAAUAAAUAUACUCAUUUCUGUUUUUUCUUCUUCUGUCUUCUAACAAGCUCACUCCACACAUCUUUUUUGUCACUUUUGCAAACCCCCUCUUCUUGCAAGGAAGUUUUAGAGAGUACUGUACAUGUAUAGUGAAGUGGGAGGGGGGUGGGAUAAAGUUGAAAAAUGCAAUUGUUAAUUCCUCUUUGAAAAGCAUUAAGAUGUAUUUAAUGGUGCAAACAUACACAACAAAUUACUAAAAAAAAUGAUGAUGCAUUCUUGUAGAAAUAUUUUUAAAAGACCCUUUUGCAAUUAAAUUAUUUAAGAAAUUUGAA
Molecule: messenger RNA, 7715 nt
Organism: Cheilinus undulatus (humphead wrasse)
Lineage: Eukaryota; Metazoa; Chordata; Actinopteri; Labriformes; Labridae
Product: ephrin type-B receptor 3-like
Exons: 16
Coding region: 688-3741 (1017 amino acids)
Biological process (GO): protein phosphorylation; cell surface receptor protein tyrosine kinase signaling pathway; axon guidance
Cellular component (GO): plasma membrane; neuron projection
Molecular function (GO): ATP binding; transmembrane-ephrin receptor activity; protein binding
Source: RefSeq, a predicted model, not a curated record